UUUUCAUUGAAACGUCAAGCGGAAUUGAUGGGCUCGCCGUGUGCCGUGACCAAUAGUCGUGGGGCGUUUGUAUCGCUGGCUCGCGUCAGUCGAACGUCCGGAGUCACUGUAGCCACACGCUUGUUUACCUCGGACACGGCACGUCACGCGGUACCCACGUGGACAACGCUGUCAACAAAAUAAACGUAAAAAACCGCGACUCUAUCUUAAACCUUUUUGACAUUUGACAAUUAAUCGGCGCGAAUUUUCGUGUGUUUAGUAACUUUAGUUGAGAAACAUAAAGUGUUAUUAAAUAGUUUCGAAUGUUUAUUGUUUUAAAUGAACAUGAUGUGCGUUAUUUGGUACGUGGUUAUCGGGCUCCUGACUCUCCCGGGCCCUUCCUGCAGCAACUCCGAUAAUUUAGCUCUUCUUCUUGAUACUCUCAAGGUGAUACAACGAACUGUUUGCAAUGACGAGACUGUAUCUUUGGCGUGUCCCAGAGGCACAACUAUCAGCAUUCAAGUGGCUCAGUAUGGGAAGGCAGGGGAAGAGAGUGGGUGCCCAGCGCUGCGCAACCAAGAAACAGAAGAAAGUCGACGCUGUAAACGACCGAAUGCUAUGCAGUACUCUCUUCUCCAAACUGUGGUGGAAGCUUGCCAGAAGAAGCCCCAAUGCAAGUUCAGUACGCUGCCGAUGCCGGGCCUGGUCGACCCCUGUCCGAUGCAGAGUAAAUACGUCGAGGUUGCCUAUAAAUGCCGCCCCUAUGAGUUUCGUAGUCGCAUCGGGUGUGAGGGAGAGCUGAUCAAGCUAAGCUGCAACCCGCACUCCAGGAUAGCAAUCUUCGAUGCCCAGUACGGCAGGACAGCCUUCGAAGCCGUCACAUGUCCGCAAACACAAGGAGUCAAGGAUGAAAGGCUGUCUUUGUUCCCAGCCUGCGUGACGCCCCAUGCUGUGAAGACGGCUAUCCAACUGUGCCUCGGCAGGCGACGCUGUCAAAUAUCCGCCAACAGCAAGACCUUCAAUUCUUCAUGCAGCUUCCAGUCCAGACCGUAUCUGAAGGUUGUUUAUGCCUGUGUGCCAUUAGGUGUUCUCUCAGAGAAAUAUGAGAGUGCAGCUGAAAGAGAUGAAAUUUCCACUAAUUUUGAUCACAACAAAGGAUUUUUUGAUGAAUCAGAAGAAGCUGGUGAAAAAUGGCCUGAACCCAACGCUGAUCAUGCUCUUCUUCCGCCAUUAGUCGAAGAUACCACGCCAGCAGAAAGUGAGAUAACGACACCAAAUAAAAAAGUGGACAAAACGGAGGCCAAUCCAGAAAUACUGCAAGGGACCUCUCUGCUGCUGUUAUCGAUCAGUGUAGGGUUGCUGAUAUGCAUCGUCCUAAGCGCAGUUGUUAUUACCAUAAGGUGUUACAUUCGUAGGAGAAAUGACAACUCCAAGAACGGAGACAUGUACACGACUGAAGCUCCAAAUGUCUUCAGCGACGCAUUUUCUGACAUAGAUAACGAUGCAGAUAUCAGCCAUAUAUCGGGAACAUUCCACGACCCUAUGCAUCCAGAUAUGAUCCUAUACAAAAACAUCCCCGGAAGUAGGGGAACUCUGAGAGCUAUGAAGCCCUUAUGUACAAUUUAUCCUUCAUCCGUAGAAGCAAAUAUGUACGGGAACGUAGAUUAUGUGCCGUCGGCGCCUAGGUUUACGAGGAGUAGAAGUAACGAAGAAGAUGUAGAGCCACAUGUUAUGACAAGUCCAAGGAGUUUAGGAGCUCAUUCCAGUAAUUAUUACUAUGGCUGACGCCAAAUGGACGGAGGGAACAACGACACCUCCAGGACCUACUGCUUCUAGAGUGAAUUAAAGAAAUUGCUUAUAAAGCAAGAGACUGUGUAAAAAGAAAUUAGUUAAAUUUAUUUAAGACUAUGGACAGACUAAAGAAUAAGUUCGUUUAUAUGUUAUUGUUACAUUGUAUUAGUUUAAGUAUCUUGAUUGCUCUGUACAUUCUAUUACUCAUCCUUCAAUCUGUCACGCUCAUUAGAGGUGCACCUAUGUAUCCACUUUUGCAUAUCGUCAAUUCAGCACAUUUGUAUUUCAAUUAUUCCUUCAAUCCCAUCUGUGAUGGUUAAUUAUAAUGACCUUUAUAAAA
Messenger RNA from Trichoplusia ni (cabbage looper), 2110 nucleotides. RefSeq names its product protein eva-1 homolog C-like. The record is from RefSeq and is a predicted model, not a curated record. Bases 319 to 1764 code for a protein of 481 amino acids. The transcript is spliced from 8 exons. Gene Ontology annotation, molecular function: carbohydrate binding. Lineage: Eukaryota; Metazoa; Arthropoda; Insecta; Lepidoptera; Noctuidae.